AUGAGCGAAACCCUCGUAAUAACCUGCCCAAGUGGCAAACAAUGCUCCCGCCUCAUCCCCCUCCUUUACAACAAGGGAAAAUUCCACCUCCGUCUAGCCGCGCACUCUGAAACCUCGGCUCAAAAGCUCAAAGCCAACUACCCAGACGCCGAUGUCGUGACAGCAGACCUCCAGUCCGUAUCCGACUGCCGCAAGCUCCUCCACGGCGCCACAGCUAUCAACGCCGUCCUGCCGAGUCUGCAUUCUCAUGAAAAAGAAAUCGGCUUCAAUCUGAUCGAUGCUGCUGUUGCUGAGUCUCGACGUGAAGGAAAUGUGUUUAAGCAUUUCGUUUUCUCGAGCGUUCUUGGGACCCAACAUCGGAAUCUUCUUCAACAUGAUUUGAAGAGCUAUGUUGAGGAACGGCUGUUUUUGAGUCCGCUUGAUUGUUGGACUAUUCUUAAGCCGACAAAUUUCCUAGACGCCUACCCCGUCGCCGCACUAGCGGCACAGGAAAACCCCGUUCUCGAAAAAUGGUGGAAACCAGAGCACGAGAACAGCGUGAUCGCCCUGGCGGAUUUAGCCGAAGCAUCAGCCAAGGUAUUGAACGAGAGAGAAGAGCAUUAUCUAGCCGAAUACCCCCUAUGCUCGACCAUGCCCAUCUCCGAGACGGAGAUUAUCCAAAUCAUCGAAAGGCGCAUUGGGAAGAAAAUCGAGCUGAAGACGCCUUCCUUUGAUACGGGCGUGAAUAAACUCAUUCGGGCUUUGUAUGGUGGGGAGGAGAAGGGAGAUGGGGAGCUGGGUCUCGGACUGGCGAGUGAGGGUGAUUUACGGGGUGAUCUUGUUCGUGAUGCAGUUGAACAUUUGAUUUUGUUUUAUAAUCGGCGCGGGUUGAAGGGAAGUCCCAAUGUUUUGAGGUGGUUGUUGGGGAGAGAGCCUACGUCGGUUGCGCAGUGGGUGGAUGGCGUUGCACUUCCGUGA
Aspergillus pseudotamarii is the source of this 957-nucleotide messenger RNA. Its product is annotated as SDR family oxidoreductase. The coding region runs from base 1 to 957 and encodes 318 amino acids. The record is from RefSeq and is a predicted model, not a curated record. NCBI's taxonomy places the organism in Eukaryota, Fungi, Ascomycota, Eurotiomycetes, Eurotiales, Aspergillaceae. The transcript has 2 exons.